GGGGGGGGGGGCGGGGGUGCGCAAAAAAAAUCGACACUUGUCACAGGAGAAGAAUCGUUCACUUCUCAUCUCCCAAAAAAAAGAAUUUUUACUUCUGUACACGAGCAGGCAACCCAUGGCAGAAGCUGCGAAGCUUCUUCCCCACCUCCCCCCGCUGUAUAUAUACAUACCCCUCGCCCACCGUCCCUAGCCCGAGCUGAUCCAGUCCAGGCGUGGCGGUUUGACUUCCUGACUCGGGAAUUGGAAGCGUUUGAGGAAACCGGGGAGAUCUUCGCUGGGGAAUUUGGAGCGCGUUGGCCGAUUGGUCGCGAUUCCUGGACAACUGAAGGAAGGAGGGGCGCUGCUUUGCUGAGGAGAAGGAGGCGCCGUUUUGUUUGGGGGAUUUUGCUCGGGCUCCGGUCGAGGAGGUUCCUGAAUAGCAGAAAUUAACAGGUAGCGCAAUGAAGGCACCAUCACUACUAGUUCAGUGUUUCCCUGGCUUGCUUCCCAGCAAGGCCACUAGUUGUGUGCCGAUUGUAUCUGAGAGGGAUCUGCAUCUGCCAUCACCGGCUGUUGAAAUAAUCCCCUCAAAGAGUGCUCACCCUUACAAAUAUGCUGGAGAGAAGGUCGACGUGCAAGGUCUUGAUAUUUUCAAGGGAAAGGUCAUUGUAGCGGAUAUGAUAGCCUUUUCACCUUCUGAAGUAGCAUCAUCAAAAUAUGAUGGAACUCUGAAAUAUUGGGAGAGUUCCAUUACUCUUGUCAACAUUCUUAAAAAUGAGAUCCGUGAUGGACAGUUGAGCUUCAGGGGCAAGCGGGUUCUAGAGCUCGGAUGUGGAUCUGGUCUGUCUGGGAUUUUUGCCUGCUUGAAGGGUGCAUCCACAGUUCAUUUUCAGGACAUAAAUGCAGAAACCAUACGAUGCAGAACAAUACCCAAUGUUCUUGCAAAUCUUGAGCAGGCUCGGGACAGGCAGAACAGGCCAUCAGAGAGCCCUGUUACACCAUCUAGGCAGCUCUUGGAUCCUAAUGUACAUUUCUACGCUGGGGAGUGGGAUGAGCUCCCGACGAUUCUCUCAGUUGUGCAGCCACCCACAGUGCCAACAAACCUCAGCUUUUCUGAGGAUGAUUUUAUGGAUGGCUGUAGUAGCCAUGACGGGAGCAGUAUAGUUGGUCAUGACUACUUGCCCAGGCGAUCCAGGAAGCUUUCUGGCAGCCGUGCAUGGGAGAGGGCUAGUGAGACCGACCAAGCAGAUGGUGGCUACGAUGUAAUUUUGAUUUCUGACAUUCCCUAUGCAUUGAACUCUCUGAAGAAGCUCUAUGCCCUUAUCUCAAAGUGCCUACGUCCUCCAUAUGGAGUCCUGUAUGUGGCUUCAAAGAAGAACUUGGUCGGUUCCAAUGGUGGUGCGAGGCAGCUUCGAGCUUUGAUGGAAGAGGAAGGUGUCCUUGGUGGUCACAUUUUAACUGAGAUUUCUGACAGGGAGAUAUGGAAGUUCUUCUUCAAAUGAGCAAAUCCAGGAACUGAGAGGACGAGGAAAUAAGUCCUGGCCUCAAAACUCAUUUUUUUGGUUUCUGCCGGCAGUGCUGUACAUACCGCAAAGCGUAGUUCCAUUAAUUCUUUGGUAGUAAGCUGAGAUUUGAGAAUUGUGUGGCUGAGCUUGCACGAGUAUCAAAUGGCAAAAAUGUUGGAAAUUUUAUCCUUGAGAUCUGCUAUGUCCGUAUGUCGUGCUGAUGUUAAGUAUAGAAAGCAGUUGCAUUCACCUUUUGUAUACAGAAUAUAUGAUGAUGGCAAUUUAGUCAGAGCAUGAUAUCGGAUAUGUUUCACAAAUUUUUUU
Molecule: messenger RNA, 1808 nt
Organism: Phragmites australis (common reed)
Lineage: Eukaryota; Viridiplantae; Streptophyta; Magnoliopsida; Poales; Poaceae
Exons: 8
Coding region: 441-1481 (346 amino acids)
Source: RefSeq, a predicted model, not a curated record